CUGGAGCGGGAAGAGCCGCGGUCCAGGCUGCAGCCAUGCCGCUCGAGCUCCGCGCGCUGCUGUUCGGCUUCGUAACGCUGCUGGCCGUCCUGCUCAUCAUCGACGAUAUUGCAGAAGUGGAGGAAGAAACUGCAAAUAUUGGACAUUCAAAGGAGAUGAACUCACAGCGGCUCAUUCCUAAACCACACAGAAAGGCCGCAGCGCUCGUGGAUCCCACCACUUUGAUCCAACAGAAGACAGACACUGAUCACCGUCCUCCAAGCUACAAUGCUUCUGCCAGACCCUCGCCUCAUACCUGGACCUUCAAUAAGACCCUCUCCACCCUCAUCAGGAAGAACAUUCUGAGGUUCCUUGACCCGGAGAGAGAUAUCUCCAUCCUCAAAGGCACACUGAAGCCGGGAGACAUCAUUCACUACGUGUUUGAUCGCCACAGCACCACAAACAUCUCGGAAAAUCUCUAUCGUCUCCUGCCAACGAUAUCCCCCAUGAAAAACCAGCACCACCGGCGCUGCGCCAUCGUGGGGAACUCUGGGAUCUUGCUCAACAGCAGCUGCGGACCUGAGAUCGACUCUCACGACUUUGUGAUCAGGUGUAACCUGGCGCCGGUGGAGGAGUUCUCUCGGGACGUGGGCCGCCGGACCAACCUGGUGACCAUGAACCCGUCGGUGGUGCAGCGGGCCUUCCAGGACCUGGUCAGCGAGGAGUGGAGGCAGCGCUUCCUGCAGCGCCUGCGGAGCCUCAGCGGCAGCGUGCUGUGGAUCCCCGCCUUCAUGGCCAAGGGCGGCGAGGAGCGGGUGGAGUGGGCCCUCCGGCUCAUCCUGCGCCACACGGUGGACGUGCGCACCGCCUUCCCGUCGCUGCGCCUGCUCCACGCCGUCAGAGGGUAUUGGCUCACCAACAACGUCCACAUCAAGCGCCCCACCACGGGCCUCCUCAUGUACACCAUGGCCACGCGCUUCUGCGAGGAGAUCCAUCUCUACGGCUUCUGGCCGUUCCCGCUGGACCCGCAGGGCAAACCGGUGAAAUACCACUACUACGACGCUCUGAAGUACGAGUACACCUCCAGCUCCAGCCCGCACACCAUGCCCCUGGAGUUCAGGACCCUGAGCGCGUUGCACAGACACGGGGCGCUGCGGCUCCACACCGGGACCUGCGACCCGCAGACGGACCCGGAGCGGCAGGUAUCCUGAAGGGUCCCCGUCGUCAUGGAAACCACUUUCCUAACAGAGUAGACUUAGUACGGGCAGUUUUCUUGCUGCUGCAACUUUUGUGAAACUUGAAGUAACUGAUUUUCAGUAAUUGGGAUGAACAUUUUCUAUUUUAAAACUCCGAGAGUGAGUCAGUCCUCUUGUAUGUUUUACCUUUAUUGAGAUUUCUAUGGCAACCGUUAACCUUCU
Messenger RNA from Salarias fasciatus (jewelled blenny), 1397 nucleotides. It is a transcript of the gene st8sia2, whose product is annotated as ST8 alpha-N-acetyl-neuraminide alpha-2,8-sialyltransferase 2. The coding region runs from base 36 to 1190 and encodes 384 amino acids. Gene Ontology annotation, molecular function: alpha-N-acetylneuraminate alpha-2,8-sialyltransferase activity. Gene Ontology annotation, biological process: N-glycan processing; oligosaccharide metabolic process. NCBI's taxonomy places the organism in Eukaryota, Metazoa, Chordata, Actinopteri, Blenniiformes, Blenniidae. The record is from RefSeq and is a predicted model, not a curated record. The transcript has 6 exons.